Molecule: messenger RNA, 2391 nt
Organism: Parus major (Great Tit)
Lineage: Eukaryota; Metazoa; Chordata; Aves; Passeriformes; Paridae
Gene: PUF60
Product: poly(U) binding splicing factor 60
Exons: 11
Coding region: 499-2094 (531 amino acids)
Biological process (GO): regulation of alternative mRNA splicing, via spliceosome; alternative mRNA splicing, via spliceosome; mRNA splice site recognition
Cellular component (GO): precatalytic spliceosome; catalytic step 2 spliceosome
Molecular function (GO): RNA binding
Source: RefSeq, a predicted model, not a curated record
UUUCCAGCACCUCCCGCUGCCCACCGCCGGUAUCGCGGGCUUUCCGCGGCUCUUCCCCCCGCCUGUGGCCAAGGAUCACCCGGUACUACUCGUAUUUAGCACGUUUUAUCCCGUUUUAGCUGGUUUUACCGCGGUUUCAUGCAUUUUAGCCGGUUUGAGCUCGUUUUCUUGGCUAGAGACGCGCCCAUGGUACCGGCACUUUAAACCUUCCCGAGGCGCCGGGCAUUGCCGGCCCAGCACCAAGCCCGGGGCGCUGAGGGUCGCAGCAGCCGAGCCGGAGCCCCGCUCCCCCCCGUCCCCGGGCUCACGCCAUACCACACCUCACCCCCCCGGCACUGACAGCACCCGGCCGGCGCCAUCUUGGCAAGCGCUCGGGUCACAUGACACCCCGCGAGCUCUCGCGAUACUUUUUCCCGUGAGGGCCUCCCGCCCCCUAUUUCCCGCGCGCGCGCCGCGGAGCUCUCGCGAGAGCCGCGUGCUGUAGACGGGAAGGACAAGAUGGCGGCGACAACGACGAUGGCGCUGGGUACAGAGUCCAUUAAGAUGGAAAAUGGGCAAAGCACGGCAGCAAAGCUGGGGCUGCCCCCUCUCACCCCAGAGCAGCAGGAAGCUCUCCAGAAAGCCAAGAAGUACGCGAUGGAGCAGAGCAUCAAGAGCGUGCUGGUGAAACAAACCAUCGCCCACCAGCAGCAGCAGCUCACCAACCUCCAGAUGGCAGCAGUGACAAUGGGCUUUGGAGAUCCUCUCUCACCUUUACAAUCGAUGGCGGCUCAGAGGCAGCGGGCACUCGCCAUCAUGUGCCGGGUCUACGUGGGCUCCAUCUACUACGAGCUGGGGGAGGACACCAUCCGCCAGGCCUUCGCCCCCUUCGGGCCCAUCAAGAGCAUCGACAUGUCCUGGGACUCGGUCACCAUGAAGCACAAGGGCUUUGCCUUUGUGGAAUACGAGGUUCCUGAAGCCGCCCAGCUGGCCCUGGAGCAGAUGAAUUCUGUCAUGCUGGGGGGAAGGAACAUUAAGGUGGGGAGGCCCAGUAACAUUGGGCAGGCUCAGCCCAUCAUUGACCAGCUGGCAGAGGAGGCUCGGGCCUUCAACCGCAUCUACGUGGCCUCUGUGCACCAGGACCUGUCUGAUGAUGACAUCAAGAGCGUCUUCGAAGCCUUUGGGAAGAUCAAAUCCUGCACCUUGGCCAGGGACCCCACGACAGGGAAGCACAAAGGCUACGGCUUCAUUGAGUACGAGAAGGCGCAGUCCUCCCAGGACGCCGUGUCCUCCAUGAACCUCUUUGACCUGGGGGGUCAGUACCUGCGGGUGGGCAAGGCUGUGACACCCCCAAUGCCACUCCUGACCCCAGCCACACCUGGGGGGCUCCCACCUGCAGCUGCUGUCGCUGCUGCUGCCGCCACCGCCAAGAUCACGGCUCAGGAAGCCGUGGCAGGAGCCGCAGUGCUGGGCACACUGGCCACACCAGGGCUUGUGUCCCCUGCCCUGACCUUGGCCCAGCCCCUGGGGGCUCUGCCCCAGGCCGUGAUGGCUGCACAGGCCCCCGGUGUCAUCACAGGUGUGACCCCCGCCCGGCCGCCCAUCCCGGUCACCAUCCCGCAGGUGGGGGUUGUGAACCCCAUCCUGGCCAGCCCCCCGGCCCUGGGGCUGGUGGAGGUCAAGAAGGAGAAGGAGGAGGAGGAGGUGUUCCAGGAGUCAGAGCGGCCGGAGAUGCUGAGCGAGCAGGAGCACAUGAGCAUUUCGGGCAGCAGCGCCCGGCACAUGGUCAUGCAGAAGCUGCUCCGCAAGCAGGAGUCCACGGUGAUGGUGCUGCGGAACAUGGUGGACCCCAAGGACAUCGACGACGACCUGGAGGGAGAAGUGACGGAAGAGUGCGGGAAGUUCGGGGCUGUCAACAGGGUCAUCAUCUACCAGGAGAAGCAGGGGGAGGAGGAGGAUGCCGAGAUCAUCGUCAAGAUCUUUGUGGAAUUCUCCAUGGCCUCAGAGACUCACAAGGCCAUCCAGGCGCUCAACGGGCGCUGGUUCGCGGGCAGGAAGGUGGUGGCCGAGGUCUACGACCAGGAGAGGUUUGACAACAGCGACCUCUCAGCAUGAACUGCAUCCCAUGGCUGGGCUUGGAUCUGGGGCAUGGGCCCAACUCUGAUCCCGGGGCUUGGCCAAGCUUGGAUCCUGGGAAUCAGCCCAGCUGUGAUCCCAGUGCUCAUCCACACUCCAAGGAAUCAGCCCAACUUCGUUCCAAGGAAUUGGCCAAGUUCUACUCCAGGGACCAGCCCUGCCCCCCUCUCUCCCAGGAUUUUUGUAGCCGUGUGUAAAGGACAUUCCAGGACAUUCCAGGGCGGGGACAGGGAUCUGGUGUCUGGGGAGUUGAGAUAAAAACACAAAGAAAGUUGG